This is a messenger RNA of Talpa occidentalis (Iberian mole), 3677 nucleotides long. It is a transcript of the gene KPNB1, whose product is annotated as karyopherin subunit beta 1. The record is from RefSeq and is a predicted model, not a curated record. Gene Ontology annotation, molecular function: nuclear import signal receptor activity; small GTPase binding. Gene Ontology annotation, cellular component: nucleus; cytoplasm. The transcript is spliced from 22 exons. NCBI's taxonomy places the organism in Eukaryota, Metazoa, Chordata, Mammalia, Eulipotyphla, Talpidae. The coding region runs from base 360 to 2990 and encodes 876 amino acids. Gene Ontology annotation, biological process: protein import into nucleus.
UCCCUCCCUCUCUCGCCCUCCCAGCGAGCCGCCGUUCACUUACCUCCUCCCUUCCUUCUUUCUCCCUCCGCCACCCGAGCACCAGCCGCGCUCUGAGCUGCCCCCGGGGUCCCUCCCCCGCCGCUAGAGGAGCAGCUGCCGCCGCCGCCAGCAGCAAAUUAGGAGGGAGGCAGGAAGGAGCGGAAGGAAGGGAGCCGGUGCGACUACCAAGAGGGAGCCGGUGAAUGGGCUUGUGGUGACCCCCGCCCCCCACCCCACCCUCCCUUCCCACCCGACCCCCAACCCCCAUCCCCAGUCAGAGCCGCCGCCCGAGAGUCCGGACCGUCGUCUUCAGAGGAGUCGCCACCACCCCCUCCGCCAUGGAGCUGAUCACCAUCCUCGAGAAGACCGUGUCUCCCGAUCGGCUGGAACUGGAGGCGGCGCAGAAGUUCCUGGAGCGUGCGGCCGUGGAGAACCUGCCCACUUUCCUUGUGGAACUGUCCAGAGUGCUGGCAAACCCAGGAAACAGUCAGGUUGCCAGAGUUGCAGCUGGUCUACAAAUCAAGAACUCUCUGACAUCUAAAGAUCCAGAUAUCAAGACACAAUAUCAGCAGAGGUGGCUUGCUAUUGAUGCUAAUGCACGAAGGGAAGUCAAGAAUUAUGUUUUGCAGACUUUGGGCACAGAAACUUACAGGCCUAGUUCCGCCUCCCAGUGUGUGGCUGGUAUUGCUUGUGCAGAGAUCCCAGUGAACCAGUGGCCUGAACUCAUCCCUCAGCUGGUGGCCAAUGUCACGAACCCCAACAGCACAGAGCACAUGAAAGAGUCAACUUUGGAAGCAAUCGGUUACAUUUGCCAAGAUAUAGACCCAGAGCAGCUACAGGAUAAAUCCAAUGAGAUUCUGACUGCCAUAAUCCAGGGGAUGAGGAAAGAAGAGCCUAGUAAUAAUGUGAAGCUCGCAGCCACGAAUGCACUCCUGAACUCACUGGAGUUCACCAAAGCAAACUUUGACAAAGAGUCUGAAAGGCACUUUAUUAUGCAGGUGGUCUGUGAAGCCACACAGUGUCCAGAUACAAGGGUACGAGUGGCUGCCUUACAGAAUCUGGUGAAGAUAAUGUCCUUGUAUUAUCAGUACAUGGAGACAUACAUGGGUCCUGCCCUUUUUGCGAUCACAAUUGAAGCAAUGAAAAGUGACAUUGAUGAGGUGGCCCUACAAGGGAUAGAAUUCUGGUCCAAUGUUUGUGAUGAGGAAAUGGAUUUGGCCAUUGAGGCUUCAGAGGCAGCAGAACAAGGUCGGCCCCCUGAGCACACCAGCAAGUUUUAUGCCAAGGGAGCACUGCAGUACCUGGUUCCAAUCCUCACACAAACAGUAACUAAACAGGACGAAAAUGAUGAUGACGAUGACUGGAACCCCUGCAAAGCAGCGGGCGUGUGCCUCAUGCUUCUGGCCACCUGCUGUGAAGAUGACAUUGUCCCACAUGUCCUCCCCUUCAUUAAAGAACACAUUAAGAACCCCGACUGGAGGUACCGGGAUGCAGCAGUGAUGGCUUUUGGCUGUAUCUUGGAAGGACCAGAGCCCAAUCAGCUCAAACCACUAGUUAUACAGGCUAUGCCCACCCUAAUAGAACUAAUGAAAGACCCCAGUGUAGUUGUUCGGGAUACAACUGCGUGGACUGUAGGCAGAAUUUGUGAGCUGCUCCCUGAAGCUGCCAUCAAUGAUGUCUACUUGACUCCCCUGCUGCAAUGUCUGAUUGAAGGCCUCAGUGCUGAACCCAGAGUUGCUUCAAAUGUCUGCUGGGCUUUCUCCAGUCUGGCUGAAGCUGCUUAUGAAGCUGCUGACGUAGCUGAUGAUCAGGAAGAACCAGCUACCUAUUGCUUAUCAUCUUCUUUUGAGCUGAUAGUUCAAAAGCUUCUGGAGACCACAGACAGACCAGAUGGACACCAGAACAACCUGAGGAGUUCUGCAUAUGAAUCGCUGAUGGAAAUUGUGAAAAACAGUGCCAAGGACUGUUACCCUGCAGUUCAGAAAACUACUCUGGUCAUCAUGGAACGACUGCAGCAGGUGCUUCAGAUGGAGUCACAUAUCCAGAGCACAUCGGAUAGGAUCCAGUUCAAUGACCUUCAGUCUUUACUCUGCGCGACUCUUCAGAAUGUUCUCCGGAAAGUUCAACAUCAAGAUGCUUUGCAGAUCUCUGAUGUGGUCAUGGCCUCCCUGUUGAGGAUGUUCCAAAGCACAGCUGGGUCAGGGGUAGUGCAAGAGGAUGCCCUAAUGGCAGUUAGCACACUGGUGGAAGUACUGGGUGGUGAAUUUUUAAAGUACAUGGAGGCCUUCAAACCCUUCCUGGGCAUUGGAUUAAAAAAUUAUGCUGAGUACCAGGUUUGUCUGGCAGCUGUGGGCUUAGUGGGAGACUUAUGUCGUGCUCUACAAUCCAACAUUUUACCUUUCUGUGAUGAGGUGAUGCAACUGCUACUGGAGAACUUGGGGAAUGAGAAUGUCCAUAGGUCUGUGAAGCCACAGAUUCUGUCAGUAUUUGGUGAUAUUGCCCUUGCUAUUGGUGGAGAGUUUAAAAAAUACUUAGAGGUUGUGUUGAAUACUCUUCAGCAGGCCUCCCAAGCCCAGGUAGACAAGUCAGACUAUGACAUGGUGGACUAUCUGAAUGAGCUGAGGGAAGGCUGCCUGGAAGCCUAUACUGGAAUCGUCCAGGGAUUGAAGGGAGACCAGGAAAACGUACACCCGGAUGUGAUGCUGGUUCAACCCAGAGUAGAAUUUAUUCUGUCUUUCAUUGACCACAUUGCUGGAGAUGAAGAUCAUACAGAUGGAGUAGUAGCUUGUGCUGCUGGACUGAUAGGGGAUUUAUGUACAGCGUUUGGGAAGGAUGUACUGAAAUUAGUAGAAGCUAGGCCAAUGAUCCAUGAACUGUUAACUGAAGGACGGAGAUCGAAGACUAGCAAAGCAAAAACCCUUGCUACAUGGGCAACAAAAGAACUGAGGAAACUGAAGAACCAAGCUUGAUCUGUUACCAUUGGGAUGAUAACCUGAGACCCCCACUGGAAAUCUCCAAUCUUUUGAAAAACCCGGAAGUGAGGAGUGUGCACGGAUGCUGAAUGUUUGGGAAUGAGAGGAUGAGUGAAUGAGGCUUGAAAACACACCACAUUGAAAAUCCUGCCACAGCAGCAGCCGCAGCCACCAACAGCAGCGCUGUUAGUGAGCUAAGUAAGCACUGACUUCGUAGAAAACCAUAACAUCGGCCGUCUUGAGAAGGAAAAAUGAUGGAUUUACUUGCUUAAAAAAAAAAAAAAAAAAGAGGAAGGUAUCUCUUCCCAGGAAAGGCUAGAACUAGCUUUUGUCUUUUGGCUGGUGCCAAGUGGAAUGACUGGUUUGGGAAGAGAAGGAGGGACUGGGUUCAGCUGUGGUGCUUUGUUGUAAAAGGCAGCCUGGCCUUUGCUACUGAUAAGGAAGAUGGAGCCUGGGUCUCAAGCCCACCUUUGGUGUACCUUUGCCACACAGUGCUGUAUGCGUGCUGGCUAAAAGGAGGGUGAGGGCUUCUUUACAGUCUGAGAAUGAGUGUGUGUGAGUGAGGCGGUAUCCACAUUCUCAACUUCAAGUCAUUGCAGUUUCUUUUUCCCAGAAAAAAAAGGGGUUGCAUUUCAUAAAACUAACUGAAGUUCUGUCUACUGAUGCAGCACAAGAGAUGUAAAA